Populus trichocarpa (black cottonwood) is the source of this 2451-nucleotide messenger RNA. Its product is annotated as E3 ubiquitin-protein ligase WAV3. The transcript is spliced from 3 exons. Gene Ontology annotation, molecular function: metal ion binding. The coding region runs from base 647 to 2275 and encodes 542 amino acids. Lineage: Eukaryota; Viridiplantae; Streptophyta; Magnoliopsida; Malpighiales; Salicaceae. The record is from RefSeq and is a predicted model, not a curated record.
AUCCUUUUCACAAUGAUUACAGCUUAGUAUCUGACAAGCAGGAGCAGGUCCUCUCUCUUUCAGGGGAAGACUAUCCGUAGGAGUCCAACCAUUAUCAAGAAUAUGUGGCACUAGUGCUUCAUCAGACAGCAGUUUUCUCAUAUUUUUUGUUUUUUACUUUCCUUAUUAAUGUUAAUUAAAAAGAAUAGAGAAUAAUAUUAUGAUCCAUGAGGAUGAAAAGGAAAAGGUAAAGAAUGUCUCUUUCUUUUUUCUUCUUUCUUUGCCCUUAAAGAGUGGUCAAGGUAGAGAAGGCUAGGGAUGGUAGAGAGAGGGGGGGAGUAAGAAAAAAGGGGGGGCAAGGAGAUAACAUUACUUUAAUGCAAAGUGGUAGAGAGAGGUAGGGUUAUAUAAAAAUGUUGGAGUUGGCCUUUGCCUAGUUAAGAGGGGGAGAAAGAAGAGAGAAAGCAACACAAGCUCCUGAAGAAACUGCAGGAUCUGGCAGUGUUUUGUAUGCCCCUUUUCAGCUUUUGUGUGCCACUAGGACUCUUGGACUAAGCUUCAUUCAUUCAUUCAUCAAAUCGAAAUUCUUCUGAUCUCUACCAUUGCACUCUGGCAUAGCAUAGCAUAGCAUAGAGGAAUAGAAGCAAUAAGAGAAGAAAGAAGAGAUAUGGGGGUAGGAGCAGCGUCCUCCAAGCUGAAAAGGGCAGCUAAGAAAAUGGUGGUGGCUGCAUGCACCUCCUUCUCUUCCAGAAAGCCACCUGCUCUUGCUGAUCCUUCUGCUUCCCUUCAUACCAACUCUAUCAAUAUCUCGGAUUCUAGCCUAGCAACGUUUCCAACAAGGACAAAUAAUAGCUUCUCAGGGGAAGGGGAAGGGGAAGAUGAUGAUGAUGAUGAAGAAGAAGAAGAAUCCAACACCAUCAUUAGCAAUAAAAAUAACAACAACGUGGCUUCUAAGAACUUGUGCGCAAUAUGUCUUGAUCCUCUGAGUUACAGCACAAGCAACAGCCCAGGGCAGGCCAUAUUCACAGCCCAGUGCCGUCAUGCAUUCCACUUUGCCUGCAUCUCAUCCAAUGUCCGCCAUGGUAGUGUCACCUGCCCCAUCUGCCGUGCUCGUUGGACGCAGCUUCCCCGCAACCUAAAUAUGCCUUGUUCCCUCUCCUGCAACCAAACUGACCCCAUUCUCCAAAUCCUUGAUGAUUCCAUUGCCAACUUCCGGGUCCAUAGGCAUUCUUUCCUACGCUCUGCCCGUUAUGAUGAUGAUGACCCCAUAGAACCUGAUCAGACUCCCAAUUAUCCCCGUCUAGACUUCUCUAUAGUGCCAAUCCCAUUGACAAUCUUUCACCAUCCUCGCACACAACAUUAUCAGCACCACCACAAUUUAACAGCAGGUUCCUCAUUCUUUUCACACCCACCCGCUUCUUAUGCAUGCACCUCCUCAUCGAAUAGGAUAUCUACUGCUGCCUAUCUCUCAGUAAAGUUGGCAAAUCAACGACCAACAGAUUUAAUUCUGGUUGCAAGCCCCAAUGGGCCACAUCUUAGGCUUCUCAAGCAAUCGAUGGCAUUGGUGGUUUUUUCUCUCCGACCCAUUGAUCGUUUGGCUAUUGUUACUUACUCUUCAGCUGCAGCCCGUGUGUUCCCUUUAAGACGCAUGACGUUCUACGGUAAGCGAACAGCCUUACAAGUCAUUGACCGCCUUUAUUUUAUGGGACAAGCAGACCCAAUUGAAGGUCUCAAAAAAGGAAUAAAAAUACUAGAGGAUCGUGCACACAAGAAUCCACAGUCUACUAUCUUGCAUCUCUCUGAUAGUCCAACAAGAUCAUAUCAUACUAUCAAUAUGCAAGUUCCUAUUCCCAUCCACCGGUUUCAUGUGGGAUUUGGCUUUGGCACUUCAAAUGGAUUUGUCAUGCAUGAAUUUGAAGAGUUCUUGGCAAGAAUGCUAGGAGGUGUGAUUAGAGACGUCCAGUUGAGAAUAGGGGAUGAAGCCAGGAUUACAAGGCUCGGAGAGCUACGGGGAGGUGAAGAAAGAAGAAUUGUGUUGGAAUUGGGCGAGUCAAAUUAUGUUAGUGUAGGAUAUAGCUACAUUGAUGGCGGAGUUGGUGAAUGCAACAGAACAGGGGAAACUGUGGUGACUCUAGGGGAAAAAUGGGAAGCAAAUGAGGAUGGCAGAGAAGCUGUAGCAGGGAGGGACUCCAGCAGUAUAUUUGGUGGCAGGAGUAGCAGUGUUGAAAGUUGGGAUUACCAUGACCCUUACAUGGCUAGAAGAUGGGCUAAACAUUUGCAUGGCUAUAGGAUUUGAGUCAAGCAAUACCUGUAGUUUAUAUCGACGGGGGAUUUCAGUGAUUUUCCGUGAGCCUCCUGAUAGUUUGAGCAAGUAGCCAACUAGCCGUGCUUAGAUAGUGGUUUACAGAAUUUAAGAAAAAAGUAGUUAAAUUUUGAAGGAAAAAAAUCAUACUAGGUGCUUUGAUUCAUUUA